CUUCUGUUCUUCUGUUUAAUGUGCUUGUCUAUUUCUAAGAUUUUGAGGCUCCAGCUCCCACCUCCCUAAUUCCCCUCAUCAGAAGCAAUCCCAACUUCUCAUUUUGAUUGUCUUGUUUCUACUGCUGCAUGUGUUUACUUCUUGACCCCAAUCUUCGCUUCUAGUACUCCAAGCAGAAGUAAAGCUGCCUCUCGUUCCGAUGGUGCUGGAUUCAUCCUAAGACUCGGUCGUUUAGUCUACUUCCCUUGCAAGAGGGACAAUUUUGGUGGCACUUCAUAGAUAGAGAAGAGAGUUUCAAUCAAACAGCGGGCAGUUACUGUGACCAUACCUGGUGGAGUUGCUGGUAGCCGUAACUGCAACACACGGAGGCCUCACUUGUCACAAUGCGAUGAAGGAUCUCGACAACUAGCUUCAAGUCGGCCAUUUAUGGUAAACCCCGUCGGUCCUUGGCCAUACUGUCAAUCCUGGUUGCCGUGACGAGAUACACCGUCGGCACUGCUAAUCGAGGGGCAUAUCAAGGCUCCACGCGGAUCUAAGUGGUGGCAUCCUAAAAAUAAAAGUGACGAGAUAACGACAGCGAACCAACCAACGUUCGGCUUUUGUUGUUGCCUUGAAGUCGUUAAAGAAAAGCUCCAUCGUCAAGUGUCUGAGACGCGUAUUGGCGGACCUCUCUACUCUGUCCCCGUACUCGGUUCCCGUUCGCUCCUCGUUUGUGGCUGUGCGGGUUCCAGACCAGCGGCCCUUGAAUCGUCCCAUCGACACACCCCAUCGUUGUCAAUUUGGCCCAAUAAGGCAGCCCCCUUCCCUCGCUUCCUCCAUUCUAUUGGACGACCCGUCGAGGAGGUGGACGUCAUAACUUGCCCUCCCCAGUGUGGUCGCCCAAGCCUGCUGCUGCUGCUGCUGCUGCGGUACAGAUUGAUGCGCGGCGGUGCUUUGAAGACUCUGUACGGAUAGGGAUCCUCCAAGCCUGUGGCUCCUUAUCCUUACCCCCUCCCCCACCACUCGUCAUUCCGUCCCUCCACUGUAGCUCCAGGGUCUUGCACCUUAAGCUUUGAACUUCUUCCUCCGAUGAUGAAACGGGGGCUGGAUACUUAGGACGGUCGUUUCUCUCUUUCAUGCAUCUCUACAACACCAUUCACUCUGGGCUUCCCAAAUUUGAUCAUCGGAUUAACUACCCCCCUCUUGGCCACGUCACUAAAGAGCGCAUUCUUUGCUUCGCCAUUAUUGUUUGCUCGUCCGUACAACGAAGCUUCUUGCGGUCUUCGGACGGUGUCUUCCCCCAGCCUAUUUGCACACCAAUUUUCCCUAGCUUCUUCUAGGACACUCACUCCCGCGACGCUCUCACCACUUGCAACAACUCAUCGUGAUGACCUGAUCUUCUUGAACAUCUCACUAGUAUUCUGACACCGUCGCUGGUUUUUCCACCUUCAGUUAACGAGUUGACGAGUCAACAAACCGGUUUCCCCCGCAAUGACGGUCGUCAAGAAUGCGGAAGCGGGCGCCAGCUCCUCUGCCCCUCCCCCGCCUCCGCGACACAGCGAUCUGAACCUCGAUCAAGUCGACAGCCAGGAGGUUCCCGACGCCCUCGUGUCCGAUGGCUUCAGUCUGCCUUCUUUGGAGUCCGAGACCAUGGCCCCGCCUGCCUAUGGUGAUCUUCCCAACCAGCUGCAGUUCAACCAGGCCGGCUUUGAAGCUGGCGCCAACGUCACCGGGGACGGUCGAGUCAAUAUCAACAUCAAUCAAAGCGGCAGCCGCCUCGCCGAGAUCCUCGCCCCGACGCUACGCAGCCAGCUCCUCGACGACAAGCGCCCUCAAGGCCCCCUCCCACCCGCCUACAUCCCCCCGAGUCUGGGAGGCCAGCCGGGUCAGACCCCUCCGCCACAGCUCAAUCUCGUCAUACAAAUCGUCGGCUCGCGCGGCGAUGUACAGCCCUUCGUCGCUCUUGGCAAGGUCCUCAAGGACACUUACGGCCAUCGCGUGCGCAUAGCCACGCACGCCACAUUCCAAAAUUUCGUUGAAGAGAACGGGCUUGAGUUCUUCUGCAUCGGCGGUGACCCCGCCGAGCUUAUGGCCUUCAUGGUCAAAAACCCGGGAUUGAUGCCCGGCUUCGAUACGCUCAAGAGCGGCGAGGUCAGCAAGCGUCGGAGGGGCAUCCAGGAGAUCCUCCUCGGGUGCUGGCGAUCGUGUAUCGAGGCUGGAAACGGGCUUGGACCACCGCCGAAGCCGCAUGCCAAGAAUGAGCCCCUGGAUGAGCAGUACGGGAUACCUGGAGACCCGGCCCAAAAACCCUUCGUGGCGGAUGCCAUCAUUGCGAACCCCCCGAGUUUUGCGCACAUACACAUCGCCGAGAAGAUGGGCAUCCCGCUGCAUCUUAUGUUCACCAUGCCUUGGACGCCGACGCGCGCUUUCCCGCACCCUCUGGCCAACAUCCAGUCAACAAACACCGAUACCGUCAUGACCAACUACGUUUCGUACGCCUUGGUCGAGAUGAUGACCUGGCAGGGCCUGGGCGACGUCAUCAACCGCUUCCGAGAGAAGGCGCUGGACUUGGAGCCCAUGUCGCUGAUCUGGGCCCCUGGCGUGUUGACGAGACUCAGAAUUCCGUACACAUACUGCUGGUCGCCGGCACUCAUUCCGAAGCCCAACGAUUGGGGUCGUGAGAUUGACAUUUCCGGCUUCUACUUCUUGAACCUGGCCUCGGCGUUUACACCUGACCCUGAUCUGGCCGCCUUUUUGGCCGCCGGCCCUCCUCCUGUUUACAUCGGGUUCGGCUCCAUCGUGGUGGACGACCCGAAUGCUCUGACCCGCAUGAUCUUCGACGCCGUGCAUCGCACUGGUGUACGGGCGCUGGUGUCCAAGGGCUGGGGCGGUCUCGGCGCCGAGGAUGUUGGACUCCCCGAAGGCGUCUUUAUGCUGGGCAAUGUACCGCAUGACUGGCUUUUUAAGCAUGUAUCGGCCGUCUGUCACCACGGCGGCGCCGGCACGACUGCAGCGGGUAUCCAAGCUGGCAAACCCACCAUAAUCGUACCCUUCUUUGGCGAUCAGCCAUUCUGGGGAGCCAUGGUUUCGAGGGCUGGCGCUGGGCCGGAUCCGAUUCCCUACAAGGAACUCACGGGAGACAAGCUUGCCGAGGCCAUCACCUUUGCCAUUAAGCCUGAAACCCAGGCAAGGGCGCAAGAGCUCGGUCACAAGAUCCGCGAGGAGAAGGGAACUGAUUUGGGUGGAAAGAGUUUCCACGACCAUCUGGACACUGAUGAGCUAAGAUGCUCUAUCGAACCCAGUCGAGCAGCCGCUUGGCGCGUCAGGCGGACGAAAGUUCGACUGAGUCCCAUGGCCGCUGCAGUUCUCGUAGACAAGGGUCUCAUCAAAUACUCUGACCUCAAGCUCUACCGACCCAAAGAGUACAUCACGGAGGGCCAACCGUGGGAUCCCGUUUCCGCGGUGGCAACCUCUCUCGUGGCAGACCUCAGCAACAUUGGCAUGGCCGUGGCGGAUUUCCCUCGAGAGCUGUUCAAAGCCCGAAGCAAAGGGGACAAGACGCCCGAACCUCCUGCGACGCCCUCGUUUCCGGGCGGAUCGAGUUCUAGUAAGAAGUCCAUUCAUGAAAGUGACGGCGCAUCGCUCGCCCCGAGCACGCACGCUUCGGAGUCGUCCACACAGCUGGGCUUCAUGGAAACGGGCGGCUCUACGCCGACGCUUCCUCUUUCGCCGCAACCCGAUACAGCAUCCUUUGCGCCUUCACACACGAACUCCACCUCGCUCUCGAUGACUUUCAGCCCGGCAGACGCCGGGUCGAUAGCUCCUAGUGAGACGGCACCGUCAGAAAACCCAUCGACAGCGCAGUCUGCAAGGCCGCCCAACAGCCCAGGGAAACGGUCCUUCAGAGAUUCCUCACCUGCAGUUGUAGGGGUCGAUGCCGCCGUGGCAGCUGGCACCAGCGUCAGCCGCAUCGUUACUACCGGCGUGAAGACACCGAUGAAUGUUUGUCUCGGCCUGGCCAGGGGCUUCCGGAAUGCUCCCCGCCUGUACAACGACGACACAGUUCGGCCUCCCGAGAAAGUGACAGACUUUGCCAGCGGCGUCAGAAUCGCGGCAAAGGAAUUUGGCUAUGGCAUGUUCGAUGGAAUUGGUGGGCUGGUGACGCAGCCUUUGAAGGGGGCCGAGAAGGAGGGCGUCCCCGGUCUCAUCAAAGGAUUUGGCAAGGGCAUUGGUGGUUUGAUCUUCAAGCCCGCAUCUGCUGUAUGGUCUGUCCCGGCGUACACCAUGCAAGGCGUCCACGCGACGCUGCGCAAUGCAUUCUCUACCAGUGUCCAGAACUAUAUAAUUGCAUCCCGCAUGAAGCAGGGACAGAUGGAAAUGGAAGCCGCAGGCAUGGCCGAACGUGAAGACGUCGUUGCUCGGUGGAACAACGUCAAGUUCGAUUUGAAGAACUUCCAGGCCAUGAAGCUAAAGGAGCAGCGCGAGAAGCAGAGAGCAGACGGUGAAAACCCUUACAUGCAGGGCCAGUCGGAAAAGAGCCUCACGCCCCCAGUUACCGGCUGGUCUCACACAAGAAAGCUGUCCUUUGAGGACAGGAAGCAGCUGCACGCGCGUAAAGAGGCGUGGAAGAAGGGACACGUUGAGGCUCUCGUACCUGCGUCGAGGUCUGAUCUGUCACUUCCCGAGAGCACCACGACCAGCGUUGCCGAAGACGAGGAAUUCGAGCGGGCUAUCCGCGCGUCUGUUGCCGAGACCUCGCGUGGCAACCCCGAAGAAGACGUCGCGGUCGAGCAGGCCAUCAGAGCCAGUGUCAACCACUUUCGUAGCAGCGGCACAGGGAUCCCAGACGUGCAGCGUGAGAGGCCCAUGUCUAACGACAGAGACGCGAAGAACCAUGACCAGGACCCCUUUUCAAGUGCCGAAUUGGAAAUCACGGACGAGGAGUACCAGCAGCUCAUCGAGAAGGCGAUCCAGCAGAGCAUGUCGCUGCAGGCUGCCGGUGUGCACUCGCAACAAGGCUCGCAAGGGGACGACGAAGAAUUCCAGCGCGCUCUCGAGCAAUCCAAGAUUGCUCAGCACCGGGCACCCGAAGAUGACGAGGAGCUGAAGCGCAUCCUGGAGGAAUCAAAGCAGUACCAUACCAAGGGCCCGGCGGAUGACGAGGAGGAACUGAAGAGGGCGAUCGAGGCUUCUGAGGUCGCUCACCGGGAGCAGCUGAGCAAGGCCGCGGCAGCGCGGUCGGAGGAAGACAUUGUGAUGGAGUACGUGAAGAAGCAGAGCCUAGCGGAGGAGGAGUUUCGGCGGAACGCGUCCAAGGGGAAGGAACGAGAGGCUACGGACGCAGACGAAGACGACGAGGAUCUCAAAAGGGCAAUGGAGGAGAGUUUGAAGCUGACCAGGCGGCAGGGGGGAUCGAGCUCUUUUCAAUGAUUUCAGCAAGAGGACCGCAGGAUAGAUGGCACAUCAGAGAUACCAUUUGAGUUUUUAUAUCUUUCCUUGCCUUUUUUUCAACUUUUUGAUAUUUUAAUCUGAUCUUACCUCUUUCCCCG
Messenger RNA from Colletotrichum destructivum, 5528 nucleotides. Its product is annotated as Putative UDP-glucuronosyl/UDP-glucosyltransferase, ubiquitin interacting. NCBI's taxonomy places the organism in Eukaryota, Fungi, Ascomycota, Sordariomycetes, Glomerellales, Glomerellaceae. The record is from RefSeq and is a predicted model, not a curated record. Gene Ontology annotation, molecular function: hexosyltransferase activity; UDP-glycosyltransferase activity. The coding region runs from base 1471 to 5409 and encodes 1312 amino acids. The transcript is spliced from 4 exons. Gene Ontology annotation, biological process: carbohydrate metabolic process.